AUGCGGCUGGCAGCCAUCUUGAAAGAUGUAGGUCUUUCAGCUUCGCCACGAAUUUGGCGACCUUUUCGAAAGUAUUUACUUGCGAGGCCUCUCCGGGCCUUUGCAUGCCAACGACGAUUCACCAAUGCCCCCUUGUUCUAUCAGGAGAACGCGCCGCAAAAGGUCGAGCUUCGACCAUACCAGAAGGCGAGCAUCGAUGCCGUUCUCGAGUAUCUUGCCAGGGGUGAGAAGCGACUUGGGCUAUCUCUCGCCACUGGAAGCGGUAAAACGGUCAUAUUCAGUCAUCUAAUUGACGAGGUGCGAUCACCUCUUCCCGAUGCCACGCAAACCCUCAUACUCGCUCACCGGAAGGAGUUGGUGGAGCAAGCUGCGAAGCAUUGCCGGAAUUUGUACCCAGAGAAGACGGUCGAUAUCGAAAUGGCCUCCCAGCACGCAUCCGGUCUUGCGGACAUCACUGUAGCGUCUGUUCAGAGUAUAACAUCUGGAGACCGCCUAAUGCGCUACGACCCAGCCAAGUUCAAGCUCAUAAUCGUUGAUGAGGCACAUCAUAUCGUGGCACGGCGUCACCUGGAUGUUUUGCGGCAUUUCAAAUUGACAGACAAGGAUGACUUGGGUGCUGCGGCUCUUGUCGGUGUAUCAGCGACCUUUUCCAGGCAUGAUGGUGUGGGACUCAACGCGGCCAUUGAUCACAUCGUGUACCAUAAGGACUACGUCGAUAUGAUUGAAGGGAAUCACUUGGCCGGAGUGAUCUUCACCUCAGUCCGCUCUGGUGUUGACUUGUCCAACGUGAAGUCUCGCGCUGGAGACUUUCGGACGAAGGAACUUGCCGAAGCUGUCAACAAAGACGAAAUCAACACCAUCACUGUGAGAGCGUGGCUGGAAAAGGCCGCUUCUAGAAAGUCAACGUUGGUGUUCUGUGUCGAUCUGGCUCAUGUAGCGAGCCUGACAGCGGCUUUCCGUCAGCAUGGUAUCGAUGCCCGGUUUGUGACGAGCGACACUCAUGCAAAAGUUCGAACAGAAAGAUUAGACGCUUUCAAAGCGGGCAAAUACCCAGUGCUUCUGAAUUGUGGGAUAUUCACGGAAGGAACCGACAUUCCCAACAUCGACUGCAUCAUACUCGCACGGCCAACUCAAUCCCGAAAUCUCUUGGUCCAGAUGAUCGGGAGAGGCCUGCGGAAAUACCCUGGAAAGGAAAAUUGCCAUGUCAUCGAUAUGGUGACUUCGUUGGAAGUCGGGAUUGUCACUACGCCCACGCUCUUCGGUCUAGAGGCUGGCACACUCUUGGAAGCUGCCGAUCCCCGACACAUGGCUAGCAUUCGUGAAAGGAGAGAGAUUGAGAGGCAAAGAGAAGUUGAAGCUUUGGCUCCUCCCAGCCAAACAGGUCUUGCUCAAGUAAUGACAGGCCAGGUGACAUUCACGGAUUACGACAACAUCAACGAUUUGAUUGGCGAUAGCACUGGUGAACGCCAUAUCCGAGCAAUAUCACAGCUAGCCUGGGUACAGAUCGAUGAGAGUCGCUACAUGGUCUGCAACAGGGACGGCGCGUUUUUGACCAUCGUCAAGAACGAGGAUUCCAGCCAGUACACAGUCAUGUACACUGCCAGACUACCAUCGGAGGCCACUUCGAAGUCACCAUUUGCCCGGCCACGACAAGUCGGAAAAUCUCCGCAAUUUGAGCAUGCGGUCCACGCUGCAGAUACAUUCGCUAUGACCAUCUUCCCCCUGCACUUUGUCUCCAAGAGUGCGCCAUGGCGGAAGGGUCCAGCUUCAGAGAAGCAACUCGCUUUCUUGAACAGAUCGCGUCAAGAAGGCGAGAAGCUUCGGGUAGGAGACUUGACCAUGGGACGAGCCGCGGAUCAAAUCACGAAAAUAAGACACGGUGCGCGGGGACGCCUUAAUCGGAUCCAAGGAGAGAGGAAGAAGCUUGGGCGAGAGGCAGCGAGGAGGGAGAAGUGGCAGCGCAGGUUCAACCCGCAGGUCAAAGCUGGCCCCGUGCUUGGUAAUGUUCGAUGA
This is a messenger RNA of Ramularia collo-cygni, 2013 nucleotides long. RefSeq names its product related to 51.5 kDa protein. NCBI's taxonomy places the organism in Eukaryota, Fungi, Ascomycota, Dothideomycetes, Mycosphaerellales, Mycosphaerellaceae. The record is from RefSeq and is a predicted model, not a curated record. The transcript is spliced from 3 exons. Gene Ontology annotation, molecular function: hydrolase activity; ATP binding; DNA binding. Bases 1 to 2013 code for a protein of 670 amino acids.